This is a messenger RNA of Ananas comosus (pineapple), 1352 nucleotides long. RefSeq names its product alpha-ketoglutarate-dependent dioxygenase AlkB homolog. Gene Ontology annotation, biological process: oxidative RNA demethylation. Gene Ontology annotation, cellular component: cytoplasm; nucleus. NCBI's taxonomy places the organism in Eukaryota, Viridiplantae, Streptophyta, Magnoliopsida, Poales, Bromeliaceae. Gene Ontology annotation, molecular function: broad specificity oxidative DNA demethylase activity; ferrous iron binding; oxidative RNA demethylase activity. The transcript has 4 exons. The record is from RefSeq and is a predicted model, not a curated record. The coding region runs from base 87 to 1145 and encodes 352 amino acids.
CAUAAACCCGACCCGAGUCGCGCCCUUUCUCUUUUGGGGGUCUUCGCCCCGUUCCAAGCGCUCGCUCGCUCGCUCGCUCUUCAUCGAUGCUUCUUCGUCUCCUUCGCGGCUCCUCCUCCUACACCUCAAAACCCUUCUCCUCUCCCCUCCCAAACCUCUCUCUUCUCCCCAUUUCCUCUUCCUCGAGGACGAAGGCGACGACGAUGGGCGCGAGAACCCUAGAUCAGUACUCGGCGACGCGGAGGUCCCCUCCUCGUCGUCGUCGUCGUCGUCGCGGAUCGAUUGCGUCUCCAAAAUUGAUGAGGAAUAGUGGCCCGAAAUUUGCUUCGGUGGAACCUGAAGAACUUCCUUUUGACAUAUGCAAGACAGAAAGCAAUGAUUCCCUAACAAAGAUAAACCGAGAAAUGAUCAAAGAACUCGAAGGUCCCAAGAAUAGUCUCCAUCAGAACAUGCACUUGAGAUCAGGGAUGGUUCUAUUGAAGAACUUCUUAGACCAUCAUAAUCAGGUAAAAAUUAUUCAAAAAUGUCGAGAUCUUGGUAUUGGGUCAGGAGGAUUCUAUAGGCCAAGAUUUAGAGAUGGUGCAAAGUUGCAUCUACGGAUGAUGUGCUUAGGAAUGAAUUGGGACGCUGAGUCGAGAUUGUAUCAAGACGAACGUCUGAUAGAUGGUGCCAAAGCACCCAAUAUUCCACAGGAAUUUAGUGAUCUGGUUGAUAAAGCGAUUCAUGCCUCUCAUGACUUUUUGAGAGAAAAAUAUAAAAACAUUAAUGUUGAAGCUGAAGUUCCGAAGAUGUCACCAGAGAUAUGCAUUGUGAACUUCUACAGUAACUAUGGAAGGCUUGGUCUUCAUCAGGAUAGGGAUGAGACGAAGGAGAGCCUGCAUAAGGGAUUACCUGUUGUUUCUUUCUCAUUGGGCGAUUCUGCCGAGUUUUUGUAUGGAACGAACAGAGACGUAGCUAGUGCUUGUAAAGUUUUGCUUGAAUCGGGUGAUGUCUUGAUCUUUGGUGGUAAAUCUAGGCUAAUAUUUCAUGGAGUUUCAUCAAUUUUGCCAAGUACAGCACCGAAACAGCUCAUAGAUGAGGCGAGUCUACGACCUGGUCGUCUUAAUUUAACUUUCAGACAAUACUCUCCAUCAUUUGUCCGCUAAAAAUUUUUCUUUAAUGUACUUCAUUUUGUAAUUCGACAUUCUGUUUGUGUACUGCUGUUUACAGUAAUCUUCUAGUCGACAUUUUUGUAGAAAGAUGAUUGCCUUUUUGUGCUAAUAUGUUCUUCUUAGUCUUACUCUAAAUAUGAUUUUAUUGAUGAUUAUGCUUAUAAUGUAAGAAAAAGAGAAGAAAGAAAAUGGUUUCUUGUG